CAUACUGUCUUUCAACGGCGCCUCUGGUAUCAGCUGUUUCUCGGCAACUCAGUGUACGUUUCCAAGAUGCUUAAUAUUUCGAGGAAUACUGCUCGUCUCUGCCAGGCUGCUGGGCGCCGAUUGCAGUCAACUCUGGUGGUCGCCGAGCACGAUAACAAGACUGUGACGCCCAUUACCCUUAAUGCCAUCUCUGCUUCCAAGAAGCUGGGAGGGGAUGUGACAUGUCUGGUGGCUGGCACUAAGUGUGCUAAUGUCGUGGCCGAACUGUCCAAAACUUCGGGUGUGAGCAAGAUUCUUGUGGCGGACUCGGAAGCUCUAGUGGGCUUCAUGCCUGAGUACCUUACACCUCUGAUCUUGGCCACUCAAGAUCAGUUCAAGUUCACUCAUAUUGUUGCUGGUGCAUCGGCACAGGGCAAGUCUCUGCUACCACGAGUUGCUGCCAAGUUGGACGUUUCACCGAUUAGUGAUAUCAUUGAGAUCAAGGCUCCUGAUACUUUUGUCCGCUCAAUUUAUGCUGGUAACGCCCUCUUAACGCUUAAGAGCAAGGAUCCCAUCAAGGUGAUCACUGUGCGGGGGACCAGCUUCGAGGCAGUUAGUCUUGACGGUGGAAAUGCUGCAAGUGAUGAGGUGGCUAUGCCUGAUGUCCCAGCGGGUAUAUCCGAGUUCAUUGGUCAGGAACUGUCUAAAUCUGAUCGGCCAGAAUUGACUGCUGCUAAGACCGUUAUCAGCGGAGGUCGGGGGAUGAAGAAUGGUGAAAACUUCCAACUCUUGUACACUCUUGCUGACAAACUUAAUGCAGCUGUAGGAGCUUCCAGGGCAGCUGUUGAUGCAGGUUUUGUUCCUAAUGACAUGCAGGUUGGUCAAACUGGAAAAAUAGUGGCCCCUGAUAUGUACAUUGCUGUUGGCAUCAGUGGAGCUAUCCAACACUUGGCUGGAAUGAAGGAUUCAAAGACUAUUGUUGCCAUCAACAAAGACCCCGAGGCCCCCAUUUUCCAGGUUGCUGACUUUGGUCUUGUGGCAGACCUCUUCAAAGCUGUUCCAGAAUUAACAGAGAAAGUUUAGAUGCAGUAUGAUCGUGAAUGCUCCAUGCAAUGACUAACAACAACAAGCCGUGAAGAAAAUUUUUCCAAGAUCAGCAUUCUAGAACAGCAAAAUGAUGUUAUAGAAUGUUUUACAAAGUUACAAUAAUAAUACCUACACAUAACACACUCAUUUUGGACAAUUAUGAGUUUUGUUAUGAAAAGUGUACAGUACAUAUUUGUAUAUAGAUUAUUAAGUCUGGGAACCCCUGCCCUAGUAUUGUGUUUGGGCAGUGAGGAUAAGUAAUUUAUACAGAACAGCCUCCAUUCUUUGUAAUGAUGACUAAUAAACUUAAUGGGAAAUUAUGUCUGUGAUGGCAACCUUUCUUUGAGAAAUUAUUCUGCCAUGAGAAGGUCCACAUAAUUUAACCACCAAAUGCCUCUACACCUUCACAUGUCAGACACUAAAGCAAUAAAUUAGGUCUAAAACCCCACAUUAUUUAUUGCCUAACCUCUUAGAGGACAACUUGGAUAAUGCAAAUUACAUGUGGUAUGAGGAGUUUGUCAUUAUGAAAGUUGCUGCUCUGAUAAUGGAAGCUGUUCAUAAUAUUGUAAAGAAACCCUUUUCCAUGUAUGGUUUCAGUACCAUGUGAAUCAAUGCAAUACAUUUAUAUUUAUAGUUUACAUAAUAAAUAUAAUCAACUUC
Molecule: messenger RNA, 1725 nt
Organism: Homarus americanus (American lobster)
Lineage: Eukaryota; Metazoa; Arthropoda; Malacostraca; Decapoda; Nephropidae
Gene: wal
Product: electron transfer flavoprotein subunit alpha, mitochondrial-like
Exons: 8
Coding region: 67-1062 (331 amino acids)
Cellular component (GO): mitochondrion
Molecular function (GO): flavin adenine dinucleotide binding; electron transfer activity
Source: RefSeq, a predicted model, not a curated record